Messenger RNA from Mus musculus (house mouse), 3601 nucleotides. It is a transcript of the gene Pomk, whose product is annotated as protein-O-mannose kinase. Lineage: Eukaryota; Metazoa; Chordata; Mammalia; Rodentia; Muridae. Bases 282 to 1331 code for a protein of 349 amino acids. Gene Ontology annotation, molecular function: protein kinase activity; carbohydrate kinase activity; ATP binding. Gene Ontology annotation, biological process: carbohydrate phosphorylation; protein O-linked glycosylation; animal gross anatomical part developmental process. The record is from RefSeq and is marked validated. The transcript is spliced from 5 exons. Gene Ontology annotation, cellular component: endoplasmic reticulum membrane.
GUCCUGGAAUGCGAGCCGGAUUUGGUGGUCGCCAGGCAUUUUGUGAAAGAAGGAAGAUCCUGUCUGCUGCAUGGAUAAUGGACUGGAACACAGAAAGACCAUGCAGGGUUCGGCUGUAGAAGGCCAGUAUCUCCAGAGGCCAGAAGACACCAUCAGAUCUCCUGGGACUGGAGUUAUAGAGGUUGUGAGCUGCCAUGUUGAACCAAGCAGGUCACUGAGGGACACAGGCAUGUGGAUGGAAACCCUGCUGGGAGAAAAAAGAAACUGCUGAAGGGACUGACAUGGGACAGCAACAUGGAACCAGGAAUGGUCUCACGCAUAGAGAGCUCCCCCGGGGCGUGGGGCUGCUGCUCGCCAUGGCCCUUAUGAACGUGGCGCUCUACCUCUGCCUUGAUCAGCUUUUCAUCUCCCCUGGACGAUCCACCGCGGACUCUAGGCGCUGUCCUCCGGGCUACUUCAGAAUGGGGCGGAUGAGAAACUGCUCACGCUGGCUGUCCUGUGAAGAGCUGAGGACAGAAGUCAGGCAGCUGAAGCGCGUUGGGGAGGGAGCCGUGAAGAGAGUCUUUCUGUCUGAAUGGAAGGAACACAAAGUCGCUCUCUCCCGGCUCACCAGGCUGGAGAUGAAGGAGGACUUCCUGCAUGGGCUGCAGAUGCUGAAGUCUCUACAGAGUGAGCACGUGGUCACGCUGGUGGGCUACUGUGAGGAAGAUGGCACUAUUCUCACCGAAUAUCACCCCUUAGGUUCCUUGAGCAACCUGGAAGAAACACUAAACCUUUCAAAGUACCAAGACGUGAACACUUGGCAGCACAGGCUGCAGCUGGCCAUGGAGUACGUCAGCAUCAUUAACUAUCUGCAUCACAGCCCCCUGGGCACGAGGGUCAUGUGUGACUCUAACGACCUGCCCAAAACAUUGUCCCAGUACCUGCUAACAAGUAACUUCAGCAUUGUGGCAAACGACCUGGACGCUCUGCCCCUGGUAGACCAUGACUCUGGGGUACUUAUAAAGUGUGGCCACAGAGAGCUCCAUGGGGAUUUUGUGGCUCCAGAGCAGCUGUGGCCCUACGGAGAAGACACGCCCUUCCAAGACGAUCUCAUGCCUUCCUACAAUGAGAAGGUUGACAUCUGGAAGAUUCCAGAUGUCUCCAGUUUCCUCUUGGGGCACGUGGAAGGGAGUGAUAUGGUUAGAUUCCAUUUGUUUGAUAUCCAUAAGGCGUGCAAGAGCCAGAUCCCGGCAGAAAGACCCACUGCUCAGAACGUGCUAGACGCUUACCAGAGGGUUUUCCAUUCACUCCGAGACACUGUGAUGUCGCAGACGAAAGAAAUGCUGUAAAAAUGAGCCAUCGAGUGACGUGCUUGAUGGCUGAAUGGCAUCCCAGCUGUUCCGCUCUUGAUGAUGGAAGAGCUUUGCAUGGAUGGAUGUUGACCCUGGCUGUUCAGCCACGUAGGCCUCCUCUACGUCUGCCUGCAUGUUUGAGUGUUCUGCUCUCCUGGCAGCCCGGAUGGAAGCUGCCAAGCGAGAAAGCCUGGCUUCAGGAUGCUCCCUGGUGAAGAUGCAGAGGAUUCUGGAUCUGCAUAGUUUCAAGGGAGUGAUCAAACGGUGACCUUGAAGACAUGCUGCCUGCCUUGGUAACUUUUUAUAGACUAGUAGGAAACAGAAAUCUUUUGGGGGAGGGGGGGACAACCCACUAGUUCCUCAGAGACAAUUUCUUCUCAUUCAGAAAGCCCUGUUGGAAGCUGGGGAUGUUUUAACUCCGUGGCAGGGCACUUGCCUAGUUGUGUGCAAAGCCUUGGAUCUGACCCAUGGCAUGUGCACACACACAAAUGCUCAAAGAAAAUCCCAGACGCCAGAAGUGUGCCCCUUUCUUGUCAAUAAGGUCAUUGUCAGUACCGGAGAUGAUUUUUUUUAUGAAGCGUUUAUGCUGACUCGUGUCACUGAGCCAAGUGUGCAUGGUCGUUAGCUACUUUGUGGGUUCUUCUUUCUUCUACCCUACUUCUUCCCUUUCCACCCCCUAACACUAGAUAGGAGAGAGGAGAGAGAAAGGAAAGUGGGCACUGUUAUAUUGUUGGACGACUUCUUGCUGAUUAAGGGGUGUCGAGUUCCUUGGAGCAAUGAUCUUUGCUGCCAAGAUAUCUCAUUUCUUCUUGUUUCUUCUUCGCCCACGACCACUUCACAAACACCGACCAACAGCAAACAACAACCCACCCCGCUUCUCGGGGGCCCUAGCACUUAUGUACUUCUGAAAAGUCCCCAGAAAUUCCAAUCAUCACACACUCAGAGAAACUGUCUGCUGCUGGCAAAACUACACCCCUGCUAGAGCAUGAGGCAAAUCAUAGUCAGCUGCUGUGGACAGUCUGAAGCAGCCUGGCAUCCCACACCUGAGAUUAAAACAAAAACAUUCUUACCUGUGUUUUGUUUUUGUUUUAAGAAACCAAAGUGCACCAAGAUAGCAUGCUCUUGAGAUUGUGGCUGUCUAGAGAUUUUUGGAACAGCAAGUUGAAGGAACUUUCUUACCUGCCUUGAAUGGUGCUUUGAACUUCCUGCUGACCUGGAGUUUCUGUGUGAAUAUUUCUAUCCAGUGUCCCCCUGUACCGGAAAGUACAAAGUCUGCUCUGGGCUUGCAUGCCUGAACACUUUAAAACACUGUGGAGCCAGGAAUAAUGGUACCCACCUGUAAUCCCAGCACCUGGGAGACAGGAGGAACCAGGAGUUCAGGGUUAUCCUGGGCUAUAUACCGUGACCCUGUCUACCCCCACACCCCAAUAAAAAAACAAAAAGGUCUCCCUGUGGUGCUGGCAUCCUUAUUUGGGAGACAUGAGAAAUCUGACAUGUAUUAAUGGUCUCUCAUAAGGUGCCUCUUGUCUUCUCCUUGAGUCACAGAUCGGGGCCCACCUCAGAGUCUCUAGCUUCACAGAUCUAGAAUGAAGUUCAUGAAUUUGUAACAGGUUUCCUGUGCUGCUGCUGCUGCUGCUGCUCCUCAUCAUCAUCAUUCCCUCCUCCUCCUUGUCCUCUCCCUCCUCCUCCUUUCCUUCCUCCUUUCUUCUCCUCUUCCUCUCCCUCCUUUUCUCCUCUUCCUCCUCCUCCCUCUCCUCUUCUUUCUCUUCUUCCCUCCUCCUCUUCCUCCUCCUCAUAGAAUCACCAUCUGAGACGAAUUGCCUCUUUGAGGCAAACAGGUACAACAGACAAAAGAAAUAGGUGACGCUGGCAUUGUCUCCGUCUUCUGUACCCCGUGGCUGAUUGGAGGGUGAACUUGCAGGGUAUCUGAGCUGGCCCUUGAAGCACACAUGACCCCGUUCACUCGGGGUUUACAAAAACUCCCCCAAACCCAUCAGCUCAAAGACAUUAGCACGUGUUGACAAGGACAUGGAGUAAUUGGAACCCUUGCUAUGUUGCUCGUGGGAACUUAACAGUGCAAAAGCAUUUUGGGAAAACUGUCGGGCAGUUCCUCACACGCCCCUGCAGUUAGUCCUUCCAAGGAUAAACCCAGGAGGAUCAAAAACUUGUUCACAUUAUCCGUUAACACUGGUGGCACAGUUACUCAGAGUAGACAAAAGGUGAAGAAUAACCCAAAUGUUGGUCAAUAAUAAAGUAUACGUAUAUCC